Dromiciops gliroides (monito del monte) is the source of this 939-nucleotide messenger RNA. Its product is annotated as olfactory receptor 1052-like. The coding region runs from base 1 to 939 and encodes 312 amino acids. The record is from RefSeq and is a predicted model, not a curated record. NCBI's taxonomy places the organism in Eukaryota, Metazoa, Chordata, Mammalia, Microbiotheria, Microbiotheriidae. Gene Ontology annotation, biological process: sensory perception of smell; G protein-coupled receptor signaling pathway. Gene Ontology annotation, molecular function: odorant binding; G protein-coupled receptor activity; olfactory receptor activity. Gene Ontology annotation, cellular component: membrane. The transcript has a single exon.
AUGGCCAAGGAAAAUUUCACAGUGGUCACAGAGUUCCUUCUUUUAGGACUGACAGAUCAUGCAGAAUUGAAAGUGGUUCUUUUUAUGCUUUUCCUGUUGAUAUAUAUCAUUUCUCUGGUGGGGAAUCUUGGCAUGAUUGUAGUAAUCCAAAUCACUCCCAAGCUUCAAACUCCCAUGUACUUUUUCCUCAGCUGCCUCUCAUUUGUUGACGCUUGUUAUUGCUCUGUCUUUGGACCAAAAAUGCUUGCAGAUUUCUUCAAGGAGAAGGCAACCAUAUCAUACACUGCAUGUAUACUACAAUAUUUUUUAUUUGUAGUCCUUCUUACCACUGAAGGAUUUUUCUUAGCAGUGAUGGCAUAUGACAGGUAUGUAGCAAUAGCUAAUCCCCUGCUUUACAUGGUUGUCAUGACUAAGAGAGUGUGUGCCAUCCUGGUUAUUGGGUCUUGUAUAGGCGGAACAAUUAAUUCACUGACACACACAAUUGGCUUAGUCAGAUUAUCCUUCUGUGGGCCAAAUGUCAUCAGCCAUUUCUUCUGUGAUUUGCCCCCACUGCUGAAGCUCUCUUGCUCUGAUAUUUCCAGAAAUGAGUUGUUGCUUCUGAUAUUCUCAGGAGUAAUUGCCAUAAUCACCUUCUUGACUGUAAUCAUCUCUUAUAGCUUCAUUGUUAUUGCCAUUCUCAGGAUCCGCUCAGCAGCUGGGAGAUAUAAAGCCUUCUCUACUUGUGCUUCUCACCUGACAGCUGUAACCCUGUUCUAUGGUUCCAUAAGCUUUAGCUACAUUCAACCAAGCUCUCAAUAUUCCCUAGAGCAAGAAAAAGUGGUUUCUGUGUUUUAUACUAUGGUAAUUCCAAUGCUGAACCCAUUGAUUUAUAGCCUAAGAAACAAGGAGGUCAAAGAUGCUGUAAAAAGGGUAAUGGAAUUGAAACCAUCUUUCUGUUAA